Molecule: messenger RNA, 1345 nt
Organism: Nestor notabilis (Kea)
Lineage: Eukaryota; Metazoa; Chordata; Aves; Psittaciformes; Psittacidae
Gene: TRAF3IP2
Product: TRAF3 interacting protein 2
Exons: 7
Coding region: 253-1047 (264 amino acids)
Biological process (GO): humoral immune response; positive regulation of canonical NF-kappaB signal transduction
Source: RefSeq, a predicted model, not a curated record
CUUCAGACUGUAAAACGUUCCUUGAUCUGGCUUCUUUCAGGCCAAGAUACCUGCAAAUGCCUCCAAAUUGCUCAGUUUCCCAAGACAUGAAGGACGACGUGCCUGGAAAGGAAUAAACACAAAUUGAGGGAAAAAUGUAUUGGCUGAAAUGAUAGUUGCUGCCUUUAUUUUCUCACUCUCCCAGAUGGCAGAGCUCCUUACCAACAUUUUGAACAUGCAUCGCAACCGCUUCCUCCUGUUCCUGGACCUUGCAUGAGAGUUAUCCGCCCAGCUCAGCAAGUCAUCCCAAAUUACUCAGACCUUCAUGCUCCCCAGGGCACCAGAGGCCGGCCACCCCAGAGGACAUGCUCCUCCCCUGGUCCUCCUCGAUUCCCGAAUCAGCUAUACAACCAGCUACCUAAUGGCCAGCUGCCCCCCAAGGCAUGUGGCCCGGAUGAAGCAUGUUGUUGUCCUUGUGACAAUUUUCCAUCUCCAGCUGCCGUCCCGAGACCUCUCAGUAACCCUGCAGCCAAGGGAACUCUGAGAACCAGCAAUUUGCCAGAGGAGUUGCGCAAGGUCUUUAUAACCUAUUCGGUGGACACAGCAGUGGAGGUUAUGAAAUUAGUGAACUUCCUGCUUGUAAAUGGAUUUCAAACUGCUAUCGAUAUAUUUGAGGACACGGUACGAGGUAUUGACAUCAUUAAGUGGAUGGAGCGGUACCUGGGUGAUAAGACGGUGAUGAUAAUCAUAGCAAUCAGUCCAAAAUACAAACAGGAUGUGGAAGGGGCAGAAUCCCAGCUGGACAGGGAUGAACACGGCUUACAUACUAAAUACAUCCACAGGAUGAUGCAGAUCGAGUUUAUACAACAAGGAAGUAUGAACUUCAGAUUCAUCCCUGUGCUUUUUCCAAAUGCCAGAAAGGAACACGUGCCUACCUGGCUGCAGAACACUCACAUUUAUAACUGGCCGAAGAAUAAGAAGAACAUCCUAUUGCGGUUACUGAGGGAGGAGGAAUACAUUGCUCCUCCAGUAGGACCUUUACCAACACUCCAGGUUGUGCCGUUAUGAACGUUAUUGCUUAAAGUGCACGACAAGCAGUUGUUAAAGGGUUGUUCUUGGCAGGGAGCCACUGCUCUUCCAGAUGGUCACUCUUUCUGCUAAAGGAAUUGGUUGUCUUGGGUAACUCAGGCUCGGCUUGUUCUCUACCAUGAUAAACAUCUAUUUCUGAAGCUGAUGGGGAAGAACUCUUUUCUCUAGAUUUUUAAGAGCUGCACAUGGAAAGAAUGCCCAGUUUUAUUUUAACAUCUGUUUUUAACAUAUUCCUUUAUUAGUCAAUAUAGCAAACAAAUACCAGAAAUAAUGUUGC